AGGGGAAAGCUCUGGGAAGGCCCAGGCCGCUCGGCUUCCCCUGCCUGCAACGCGCCCCGGGGGUGACACAGCGUCCACACUGCACCCCAGGGUGGCGUGCUGCGCUCCGGGGUGACACGGCAUCCGCAUCGUGCUCCAGGCAUGACACGGCGUCCGCGCUGCGCCCCAGGGCGACACGGUGUCUGUGCUGCGCCCCAGGGCGACAUUGCACUGUCGGUGCUGGGAGUUUAUGCACCGAGUGCAGACGAGGUGCAGCGCGGGCGCUUCCGCGCGUAGGCCGCGUCCGUGGCAUCGCCUUUUGGCGCGUGGUCUGCUCGCUGUAGCUGGCGGCGCCGCGGAGCACGUUCACCAGGAAGACCUUUGCCCCCUCUCCACGGGUCUCUUUGUAGACGAGGCCGGAGCCGGGCGGUGGAAGGCCAGCUUGGUGUUGCCCUGGAUGUUGGCGUAAAGACCUUUGCGGCGGUGCUUGGUGCCUGCUUGCCCCAGCCCCUCGCCCCCUUUGCGGCAGCCAGGCCUGGUCGAACACGCGCAGGUGCCGGGCAACGCGGACCCAGUACAUAGCAGUUCUCAUAUUCUUGUCCAUUAGGAAAAAGUAUGUGUUUGGUUUGCCCAAAGUGUGUGCGCGCACGUGCGCCUGUGUGCGAGAGAGACGAGGGCACGGCAGCUUUUCCUUUGCCCAUCUAGGUUGACGGGAAGGAUUUUGCCGAAACGCAGGCAUCCCCCUUGUUGGGCUCUCUCUGGCACUAGCAAAAAUAGUUCAAGACUGAACUCCCCCGUAGAUAUGGAAACAGAAAUUCACUGAGCUUGUGAAGUCAAGACACAUCAAUCACAAAUGGUGGCUUUGGCACCAAAAUGCGGUUUCCACCGAAAAAGGAGGGUGAAAAUGCAGCGACCUGCCGUAGAGCAGCAGCGGUCGAGACUCCAGAACGUGGCUACCGAAAGUGCGGCUCCACCAAAAACAGUUGCUUCGUUUUGAAGUCUACAGAUUAUGAGACAGAAAUAGGCCGAGUUUCUGGCUACCUACAAGAAUUACGUUCCUACCUGUGGGUAGGCUACUGUGAUAAGGUGGCUGACAGCCCCCACACUGAAUAAUAAUCUAAGAGAUUAAUUAGUAGCAAGCUUGACUUGAUGAGAACAUAAAAGGUGCACAUGUGGUAAUAUCCACAGGAUUCCCUGCAGAACCAUAUGGCAAAUUGCAGUCAUGUGGUAAUUUGUAUUUAUCAUGUGUCUUUGACCUGUAUGUUGCCCAUUAAUCCUUCUCCCUGGUGGACCCCUUCUAUCACUCCAGAUCUCUGAGCUGCUUCAGGAGGCUGCCAUCUUUGCUUUUAAUGAUCUGUUUGAGAAAUUAUUCUCUUUUUUCAGUCAGUAGGUUAAAUCCCCUCCCUCCUUUCCCUGGGCUGAGGCAGAGACAGAAACCUUGCAACCUUUCUGGGCUGGAAAGAGAAGCCUUAUACCCAGGUUCCAGCCGGUACGGACUCUGGCACUGAACCUUGGCAUUUAUAGGGACCUGAUGGUGAAUUGGUGUCCUUUUUCCUCUCCUCUGCCAGGCCCUUUUGUAGUGUAUAGGAAGCCUGAUUUCUUUCCCUGCCCCCUGCACCUCCUUCCAAAACAUUUCUCUCUCAAUUUACAACAUGUAGCAUACUGGGAAUAAGUGCAAGUCUACUUAUACCUGCUGCUGCUGGCUGACCUCUCCCGGGUGUCACAUAAGAGUGUGAUCUCUCUUGCCUUCAUUGAGAAGGAGGGCUUUUUGCCACAGAAAGGAUUUUUAUGGCAGAAAGCUGCCCUGUCUUCAAAGUGCUCAUUAGGCAUUGAAAACAAAAGAGAAGGGCUCACACUGUCUGACAAAAAUCCUUUCCCUCCCAGUAGCUCCCAUUUUGGUCUCUUGAGAUGCCCUUGUUUUACUAAUUAAGAGCAUGCUCUUGAUGAAUAAUGAUGAUUAUUAGGAGGAGAGUUUUCCAGUCACCCUAGUCCUUGCCACAACUGAGACCUGAAUUUCCAAUGGAAAAAGCAGCAGAGAAAUGAACACUGAAAAGCAUGCCUCUCUCUCCCAUCUUCAGACCUUCUUGGUAUAUUAUAAAGAAUGAGGCAUGAGUCCAUUUUUCUUUCUGCUCCUUCCCAGGUCACCUUAAAGCUGUGACAGCAUUAUGAAUGGAAAAGGUCGUUUUUACAACACCGUGGUAGCUGUAACAGCUUCUCCUUCAGUGAGCUCAGGGAUUUUCAGGCAAAGAUCCAUCACCAGAGCCUACUACAGGAACUCAGUAGGUGGCCUCCUCUUAUUUGACAUUACAAACCGCAGGUCCUUCCAGAACGUCCAUGAGUGGCUAGAAGAGACAAAGGUGCAUGUCCAGCCCUACCAGAUUGUCUUUGUCCUGGUAGGUCACAAAUGUGAUCUUGACACACAGCGGCAAGUUACCAGGCAUGAGGCCGAGAAACUGGCUGCUGCAUAUGGUAUGAGAUACAUUGAGACCUCAGCUCGGGAUGCCAUUAAUGUGGAGAAGGCCUUCACCGACCUGACUCGAGAUAUUUAUGAGCUUGUUAAAAAGGGGGAGAUUUCAAUCCAGGAGGGCUGGGAAGGGGUAAAGAGUGGGUUUGUACCAAAUGUAGUGCACUCCUCGGAAGAGGUGGUGAAAUCAGAUAGGAGGUGCUUGUGCUAAUCGCGUCUAGUGAGAAAAGCUAUGAUGAACUCUACUAACCAAACAUACUCUACUAAGUGAACUCCGUGUGACAGAAGGGGUGUAAUGCUAGCGUGGUGAACAUGUUGUUUUGGACACCAGAGAAACAGAACCAGAAAAACAAUGUUCCGUUCCAAAUAACCUUCCAGAAUCGGGGGGGGCUACAAACUUACAUGAGAAUGAACAAGGAUGCAUGUUUACACUGUAGGAGACGGGAGGCAUAAGAGCAAGCUGGUCUGAACCAGGUGGUACGCACCAGGGAAUUUUACAUGUCCUGUUUUAAGUAAAUCUAUAGUUAUACACUGCGUGCUGAAGCCACAGUAUGAAUAGUCUAUUAGUAUGAGACAUGCGUGUAGAAAAAGAGAGUGAGAACGUUGGUGUAUGUCAACAGUUAUUUCCAGAAAGACGAGAAUGCAGCAUGGUUACCCCUCAUGAACAAUGCUUCAGUGGUUAGCUCAAAAGGAAACUGUUUUUCAGAUGUGGCAUGCACAUUUCUGGUGUUUAAUGUUCUUGCACCUAAAAACCUGUAGUAAAAACUGACUGGUAUUGAAAGAGGAAACUAAGGGUUGUUUUAUUGGUAACUAAAACUUAAUCACCACCUGUCCCUAUGGGGUUAUUAGUCUUACCACACCUGGCCAAGACUCUUGACACUAAAAUCCAGCAUAAUGGUUCCAGUUAGGAUUGAGGUAUGAAUUAAAAUAUUAAAUAUAAUCCAGUUAGAUGAUUAUAGUGGAGAUACCUCUGAUUCAGCGAUUUCCAGUGUAACUAACAGAUUAGGAACAUAAAGCUUCUCAAGUGUGUCCUGCCAUCCUGUAUUUCACAGACAGGUCAUCACCACCAGGAACCAGCUGUCAGAUGGGGAGACACUGCUGUUUCUGUCUGCAGUGCCGGGGUGUGAAAAUCCCUCCUACUGCUAAGCCCCUUUAAGCUCCACUUAAUAGGAAAAUGGAACGAACACAUGAACAUUCCAGAGCAUAAAUUAAACGCAUCAAACACCCAGAAAGGUGAGUUUUUCUUUAAAGAAUAGUGCUAAAACAGAGCAGCCACUGGCAACCUAUUCUGGUCCCUAAGUGUCAUUUUCCUUAUUGGAAGGACCUGGAGGGAGGAGCAUAAGAAUAAACACCUGAGUUGGUAGAAUGGCCAGAGAAGAGGGAAGGCCAAGAGGGAAUAUUUUCUCCUCUGUUUGAAUCCAGUCAUAUCCAUCUCAGGUAGAAUCUGAUGAUUAGGUAGCUGCAUUACAAAGGCUCUAACUAGGCAUUUAUUUUCUGGGAACAGCAUCCAUCAUUUGAACUUUACUUCCUCUAAGUAUCAAAGUAAGCUUUUGAAAUGCAGCAUGAUAACCAUGCACCCGAAUUGUACCUAGGGGGAUCAGUUUAUUAGCAGAAUUUGUAGUGAGAUUUAUUCAAGUUUGCAAACUUUACAAGCCAAACUGUUAAAGGCCUGGAGGGUUAGGUAAACCAUAUAGGCGUGUCGAGUGUUUGAAUGCAGGCCUCUUAGUAGACAAGUACUUCUAAUUGCUUUUCUAAGGUAACAUGUUCCAUAAGAGUAUGCUUUUUUGGUUGUUAACAAGUUGAACCAAUCUCUCUUCAGAUCUGUUUCUGUAUUUUGUACCAUUUGGCCAGGACUGGAUCAUAAAAAUAAUCACAGCCUAGGUAUAAAAGCUGUACAUGAAGAAAAGUAAUAUUUUACUUUUAUACUUUCUGGUACCAGUUCUAGUUCAUUGCUUUUGUUGCCAAUAAAUUACCAUCUGCUGAGCCAGAGAAAGGGAUAGUAAAAAAAAAAAUGGGUAUCAACAGGAGAAUUAAAGCUGCAGCUUUUAACUUUGAAGUCCAAUGGUCAACCUCGCUUAGGUCAUAAAUGUGCUGAAUUUGCUGACCUCAUGCUAUGGGUCCAUCAGACUCCUUCCAUUGAUUUGAAUGGAUGUUGCACUGGGCCCACAGUCUGCAGAGGGCAUUAUGAAAUCCUCUUCUGGAAUGGCAUACAUUUGGCAGGAUUGGGAAUCAGGAGAGAGCUAGAAUAGUAUGAGCCAUGUGUCCUCAACUUACACUGACACCAAUUGGAGCUGAGGGCUAUUGGCAAAGUUGUGCAGAGACCUGCUUGGCACUUCUCCAGACUCUGAACAGAGCCACCAGUUUCUAACUUGGAUAGACACAAAGGUCAGGUUGACAUACUUCCAUUCAUCAAAUAAAAAAAUAUGCCAAACCACUGUUUUGACCAUUCCAAGUCUGGGCCAGUUCUACAGUUGUGUCCGAUAUUCUUGUUGAGGAGAAUGAGUCUUAAAUAAUAUUUUUUGGACACAGAAGGAAGUAAAACUAGUAGGGUUCAGGUAUCACCAGGUUCUUCUAAGCCAGCACAGCAGAGACCUGGCUGAUGGGGAAAGCGAUGGGGUUUUUCAUUGCAUUUGCUCUUUUUUACUAUAAUGAAAAACUGCAGUUCAUUUAGUGGGCCUAGGGUUUUUUUUGUUUGUUUAUUUGUUUUUCUAAGGCAAAAAAUCAUAAGGAAUUUUAUUCAGACCUUAAGAGUAAAUGUUGAAUUUAUCGGAGAAGUAUUGUAGUUCUAAAAAAGGUGCAGUAUGAAAACAUUCUACGCCAUCUUAACUUACUUAAAAGGAUUAAAACAAAAGAAAAAUGGUUAUAUUAAAUAAGAGAUCAUUAUAUACAUCUUUUUUCUAAUUCUACAUUUUCUAGGCAGCUUAUAAAAACAUAAGCAAUGUAGAGUCAUCUGUACAAAGUUUGGAGUUUCUUUUCUAAGAUGAAAAAAACUUAUAGGCUAUGAUAAGCAUUCUUUUCUAACAACUGGUUUUAAUGCUUUGACUAUGGCAAGAGGUAUUGGAGAAACUGGAAAGCAAAACUUUCAAAGGAUAAAGUUUCAGGACCUCUUUUACUCUAGGGGAAGUCAGUCGAACAAAAACAAACUUUCUGUGGCCCAGAUCACAGGUUAAAAACAAUCUGCAUGUUAGAUUGGAAUUGCUCAGAACCUCCAGAAUAAAAGUAUACUGUACACUUUUCCUAGCUUUCUGUUAUGCACUGUAAUGAAAUGUGAAAAAAUGCUGUAUUUAGCUGUAUGUGAAUGAAAACAUGCUUGUAUUUAGCAAAAUGGUUAAUAUGUGAUUAUGUGAAAUUCAAAACUUGUAAAGAAA
Molecule: messenger RNA, 5811 nt
Organism: Alligator sinensis (Chinese alligator)
Lineage: Eukaryota; Metazoa; Chordata; Crocodylia; Alligatoridae
Product: ras-related protein Rab-39B-like
Exons: 2
Coding region: 2145-2654 (169 amino acids)
Cellular component (GO): Golgi membrane
Molecular function (GO): GTPase activity; GTP binding
Source: RefSeq, a predicted model, not a curated record